Messenger RNA from Exophiala xenobiotica, 1415 nucleotides. RefSeq lists its product as uncharacterized. Gene Ontology annotation, cellular component: membrane. Gene Ontology annotation, biological process: zinc ion transmembrane transport; intracellular zinc ion homeostasis. The transcript is spliced from 2 exons. The record is from RefSeq and is a predicted model, not a curated record. Bases 37 to 1290 code for a protein of 417 amino acids. Gene Ontology annotation, molecular function: zinc ion transmembrane transporter activity. Lineage: Eukaryota; Fungi; Ascomycota; Eurotiomycetes; Chaetothyriales; Herpotrichiellaceae.
GCAGCAACCACGACAUUCCCAGACACAACCAGCAUCAUGGCUUUCCCGAGGCUCAAACCUUCCAGUAUGCUAAGGUACAGUCUAUACGCUCUGUUUCUAGGCCUCACAGCCUCGGUCUGCGCUGAGGCAUUACUCAACAAAGCCCCAGGCAAACUGACCCUGGACGAGAUCGAGGAGAACCUCCAGAAAUGCGCUUUUGUCGAGUCGCUCGCGGAGCACAAAACCCGCACAUCACCCUCUCAGACUUCCUGGACGAGCCAACUAUUUACAAUCCUCUUCCCGUCUUCCUCUCCGGCCAUCAACUCACUUCUGGCGACUGCCUACAUCUCUGGCCCACCCAACUUCCUUCUAGCAUUAUGUCCUCCGAAUAUCGACCCAUCGAGCCUCAGCGUCAUGGUAGCAUUUGCCGUGGGCGGCCUGCUGGGUGACACCCUCUUCCACCUCCUCCCAGAGAUUUUCCUCGGGGAAGACGAGCACGACCGCGUCAAGUUCGUAAUGCUCGAACCGAACCGCAACCUCCUCCUAGGCGUGGGCAUAAUCGUCGGUCUUGUCACGUUCAUGGCCAUGGACAAAGCGUUACGCAUUGCAACAGGAGGGGAUGGCGGACACAGCCAUUCUCACUCCCACGAACACACUGCAAAUGGCACCGCAUCUGCAUCUGCAUCUACCACCAGUGCUCAGAGCAAGUCGAAUGGCGACCUCCGUAAACGCAAAGGCCAAAAGGAAGAAGACAAGUCCACCAAACCACAGUCUGUCGAACCCAUCAACCCCUCCGUCAAACUCGCCGGCCUGCUCAACCUAAUCGCCGACUUCACGCACAACAUCACCGACGGCCUUGCCUUGUCUUCCUCAUUCUACGCCUCCCCGGCUCUCGGCGCAACGACCACCAUGGCCGUCUUCUUCCACGAGAUUCCCCACGAGGUCGGCGACUUCGCACUGCUCAUCCAGUCCGGCUUCUCGAAACGCAAAGCCAUGGGCGCGCAAUUCGUCACCGCAGUCGGUGCUUUUCUAGGCACAUGCAUCGGCAUAUUCGUGCAGGAGUACGGCGGUAACUCUUCUUCCGCUGCCGCCACUGGACUGACUGGCGGCAUCUGGGGCACGAGUCUGCAAUGGGGCGAUAUGCUUCUUCCUUUUACCGCGGGUACGUUCUUGUACGUCGGCACGGUGGCUGUCAUUCCCGAAUUACUAGAGACAGGGCCCAAUAAGAGCGAGGAAUUGAAAAAGACGGCGCUGCAGUUUGGCGCCAUGUUCGUGGGUGCGGCGAUCAUGUUGGGCAUUUCGUGGUCAUGAGAUUGGAUAGAGAAAAGAAAGGCUUGUAUAUUCUUUGACAGGAUUGAAUACAUACCUAGGCGCUGUACAAGUACAGAGGCUAAGGAGCCUAUGCUGUAAUGGGAUUUUCACGUCUUGACGCGUCC